AUGGCCUACCUCAAUAUCUACAAAUUGGUCAAAGUUGAGAACAAUGCUGACCUGCAAAGGUACUCCUCAACUUCGGCUUUGGAACCACUGAGGACCGGAGUGGCAUCGAGAGGAUUGAAUUCUUUCCGUCCAGCACCCGCACUGGACUCAACUACUACACCUUGCUCAAUUGGGUUCUACAUGCAAGACUAUAAUCCAACCCUUGGUUUUUCGAUUAAUAGACUUGAAAAUCAAGCUGCAUGCACCCAUGGUAUUCAAGAGAAUGGAGGAAAGGUUUUAUUCCCUUUUGGUGAAAUGGAAUCGAGUUCAUCAAGCACUGAUGGAGUUGAUGAUCAAAAUAAGGAGCAAGGCAAUUCAGCUGGAUAUUGGACCGACUGA
Molecule: messenger RNA, 378 nt
Organism: Hibiscus syriacus
Lineage: Eukaryota; Viridiplantae; Streptophyta; Magnoliopsida; Malvales; Malvaceae
Product: dof zinc finger protein DOF3.7-like
Exons: 1
Coding region: 1-378 (125 amino acids)
Source: RefSeq, a predicted model, not a curated record